Molecule: messenger RNA, 2012 nt
Organism: Rosa chinensis
Lineage: Eukaryota; Viridiplantae; Streptophyta; Magnoliopsida; Rosales; Rosaceae
Product: AT-hook motif nuclear-localized protein 25-like
Biological process (GO): vegetative to reproductive phase transition of meristem
Cellular component (GO): nucleus
Molecular function (GO): DNA-binding transcription factor activity; minor groove of adenine-thymine-rich DNA binding
Source: RefSeq, a predicted model, not a curated record
UGAAUCCUGCUUUUACCGCACGCUUUUCCACCAUUUCCUCCACAAAACUCUCGUAUCUCUCUCUUUCUCACAUCAUGAACUCAUUCAUAAACACAGACACACACACACAGCGCUCCAAGUUCAGCAUUUAAAUUGCGUCGAUUCCUCAGACGAAUUUCAUUUUGAUUAUUUCUUUUGUUCUUUCCACAGUCCACAGCUCACCAACUUAUUUGAUCGGAGACCGCAGCUCAAGUUUCCGAGCUUUGGUUUAGAUUUUACGGCUGGCUUAUCUGACCUGGUUGCAGAAAGUAACCCAAACAAGCAGCACUAAAGGGAUCUGCUCUUCUAGGCUGUACUAGCUAGUUGAAUUCAAGUGCUAUCUAUCUGCUUAGCCGGCCUACGUAUAGCUCUCAGCUUUAUUUGGAAAAUAAGGAGCUGGUCUUUUUUGGGUUCUGUAACUGUCACUGUUGGUUUGGCUGUUGUUUGACCAGCAUAGAAGACUGUGCACAGCGACAAGGAGCAAGCACCUGUAUGAAUCUGAUCGAGAACAUUUGUAACCGAUGAGUCUCAGACAACUCGAUCGAGACUCGGUUCGUACUUGUAGUUGAGAGAUAUAUAUUUAUAUAGUUAUAUAAAGAAAGCUGGCAAAUAAGUGGUGGGAGAGAAUAGAUGUGGCGAUGGCGGGGUACAAUGGCAGAUCAGAAUAUAUGCAACUCUUCCGUCCCGAACUGCACCUCCAGAGACCACCGUCACCGUCCAUCUCUGUUCCGCCGCAGCAACAACAACCUCAACCUUCUUCCGAUUCUCAACAGCAAGAAGACUCGCCCGAAGGAGACCAAGAACACAAGAUCGAGUCCGACACCGCCGCCACAAGUUCCGGAGGCGGCGGUGGCGGUAGCGGUGGGGGUUCAGGACGUCGUCCGCGGGGGCGUCCGGCGGGGUCAAAGAACAAGCCGAAGCCGCCGAUCAUUGUGACGCGCGACAGCCCCAACGCGCUCCGCUCGCACGUGCUGGAGGUUUCUGCCGGGACAGACGUGGUGGAGAGCGUGUCCCACUACGCGAGGCAGGGGAGGGGAGUGUGCGUGCUCAGCGGCACCGGCACCGUCGCUAACGUCACCUUGCGUCAGCCGGCGGCGCCCGUGGGGAGCGUGGUCACUCUCCACGGGAGGUUCGAAAUACUUUCGCUCUCGGGGACGGUGCUUCCCUCCGGCCCCCCGGGCUCCGGGGGACUGUCGAUUUUCCUGGCGGGCGGGCAGGGUCAGGUGGUUGGGGGCAGCGUGGUGGGCCCACUACUGGCUUCGGGGCCGGUUGUUUUGAUGGCUGCGUCGUUUGCGAAUGCGGUGUUUGAGAGGCUGCCAUUGGAGGAGGAAGAGGCAGCGGGCGGUGGUGGGUUACAAGUCCAGCAACCGACGGCUUCACAAUCUUCAGGAGUGACAGGUGGUGGUGGUGGUGGUGGAGGACAACAUCAGCAGCUUGGUGAGGGAAGCAGCGGCGGUCUCUUUAAUCUGGGAGGGAACAUGGGGGCGGGGAGCUAUCCGGCGUUUUCGGGAACUGAUUUGUACGGGUGGGGUAGCGGCGGAGCUACUCAUCCGCGGCCUCCGUUUUAGUGCUACGUGGUUUGAGUGAGAGUGAAUGUUUGGUGUUUUGGAAUAAGACAUAUAUAUGCAUGAGAGGAUCGAUCUUUGAGCAAAAAUGAAGCGAGGUAUGCCAUCAGAUUCAACAAAUUUCUUGGAUCCAAGGGAAAAUUAAGCUCCUUCGCUCCAUAUUCACUGAGGCUUUGGUUUAGUACUUUUCAGUCACAGGAAGAACAAGGUCAGUAAGUUGAUUAUAGAUUAUCAGAGUUCUUUCCCGAGUACUUUCUUCAUUAAUAUCGUCAGACAGUUCUAUAAAUGAUAGUUGUAUAUUGUGGUAAACUGCUGAUGUCAAGUUUCUAGGGUUUUAUCAAUCAAUUUCAUGACUCUUUUACCUCUGAAACCACUAAUACUUCAUUAUCGAUCAUAUAUAAAUUGUGUUAUUCAGUUUUUGUUGCCAAA